This is a messenger RNA of Tripterygium wilfordii, 1201 nucleotides long. RefSeq lists its product as uncharacterized. The coding region runs from base 113 to 793 and encodes 226 amino acids. The transcript is spliced from 2 exons. The record is from RefSeq and is a predicted model, not a curated record. NCBI's taxonomy places the organism in Eukaryota, Viridiplantae, Streptophyta, Magnoliopsida, Celastrales, Celastraceae.
AUAAUAUUAUGUGUAAUAAUAAUAUCAUGAUAAAACCGAAUCGCCAUUAUUGGAGCUCCUCCUCUCUUCUCCUUCUUCACCGCCGUUGGUCAGGCUGUAAUAUAAUCUAAUCAUGGUGGAAAGAGACGAAGAUAGCAGAAAUGGGAAAAGAGUUAAUGGAACAGACAGGAAGCAGCAAUCGCCUCCAAGCUUCGUCAAUCAUUUCGCUAAAUACAUGGAAUCCAAAGUUUCAUAUGCCGAAGCUCUUCGACUGGGUCAGACCAAUCCGAUUACGGCUGUUCCGACCCAAUCGGACGGAAAUCUGUCGAGAUCUUACUCGACUCCCUCCUUUGACUCUUCAGCACCCUCCACACCUUCACUGCCUCACUCAAUUUCGUCUCCAGAUUUUGAGAGUCAGGACGCCCAAACAGAGAACAACGGUUCACCACGUCUUGAUUCCCCUAAUUCUUCUUCUGCAAGAGCUAAGCCCUCUUCUAAACCUUCUGCGUCGAUUAAUCCCUUGUAUUUUGGAAAACUAGAAAGCUGUCUAUCACUUCCAAAAUCGUUUCUUCAAUACUCUUUCACUUGUACGAAUAUGAAAACCACCAGUAAUGGCAAACCUCCUACUCCUCCUCCUCAUUAUCCGUCGCGCACAUCCAAUUCUGAUAACCUUAAAGAAGACUUGCAACGCCUGAUCAAACGUGCUAUGGAGUCCGGUAGUUUGCAGAAAGAAUGUGCAAACUGUGGCAAUUCCCAGCAUUGUUGUGGACAGACCUUGCUUGAAGCACUUUCCUCUAUACCUCCCUCCUCAUAAAAUAUGCAUUCCUCACCUGGCUUUCCAAUGUUAACUGUUGAUCAAAUCAGAACAAACUGUAAGCAGGUAGCAUUCAGAGAUAUUGCUGGCAGACCCUGCUAAAUCUCCAGUCAUAUUGGCAGUGAAGGCUAAUGGAGUAAUGCCAUUAAUUUGAGGGGAAAUACUACAUUUCUCACCUCCACCAGAAAGCUUUUGAUAGGGUUUUUGACACGUUGUCCAAAAAUACUACCUUUUUUUUUUUUUUUUUGCAGAUUGUGCUUCUCUGUAUAUGCAGCAACUCUGCUCUUUUUUCGUCUAGAAUGCCAGUAAGCAUUGACAUUUGCAGAAGCAUCUGAUUUAGAUCUGAACUAGUAGAAAUGAGGGUGUACAUUUGCUCUAUUUAUGAUAGAAAAGAUAAUGCUGCUUGGA